This is a messenger RNA of Dendrobium catenatum, 959 nucleotides long. Its product is annotated as non-specific lipid-transfer protein-like protein At2g13820. The transcript is spliced from 3 exons. Gene Ontology annotation, biological process: lipid transport. Gene Ontology annotation, molecular function: lipid binding. Bases 212 to 769 code for a protein of 185 amino acids. Lineage: Eukaryota; Viridiplantae; Streptophyta; Magnoliopsida; Asparagales; Orchidaceae. The record is from RefSeq and is a predicted model, not a curated record.
UCCCAAUAAAAAAUUGCAGCAGGAAGUUGUUUACCCACCCAAAAACAGAACACGCCUUCUUCAUUUGCAUUUGCCAGCCUAUCAAAAACACAGCACUAUAAGUUCCCCCUCACCCCUUCUAUUCCGGCACCACCACAGCCAUCUCCUCCUCCUCCUCCUCCUCCUCCUCCUCAUCAUCAUCAUCAUCAUCAUCAAGCUUCUAACACAAGUGAUGGCAAAAGAAGCAAUGAAGAUCAUCCUGGCGACCGUGGUCAUGGCGGCUUCACUCUGGAUUCCGGCCGCCAGCCAGACCGGCUGCACCACAGCUCUCAUCGGCCUUGCGCCUUGUCUGAGUUAUAUCUCAGGCAACUCGUCCACUCCUUCGUCUAGUUGUUGCAGCCAGCUUGCCAGCGUUGUGCAAGCGCAGGCUCAAUGCCUCUGCACAGUGCUCAAUGGAGGAGGCUCCAUAGUAGGCAUUUCUAUUAAUCAAACACAAGCCUUAGCCCUUCCAGGUGCUUGCAAGGUUCAAACACCACCUGCUAGCCAAUGCAAGGCCGGGGCAGGUGGGUCUUCAAGCACUCCGGCGAAGUCCCCGUCGGCGGCGCCAACCACUCCGACCACCCCAUCAACAACUCCCAGCGACACCCCUGCCGCACCUACAGGCUCCCCUUCAGGAAAUGGUUCGAAGUCAACCAAUGGUGAUUCUUCUGAUGGCAGGAUGAAUAAAUCGGCCAUGUCCAUAGUCUUCACUGCUUUGAUCUUUGGCUCAACUCUGGCGAGCUUCUUCUGAGUGAACAUUUUACUUCUGGGUUUUGGCUUUUAGAGGAUUGAUUUGCUGUUGUAAUUUAUUGUCUUUAUUCUAUGAAGCCUCUGUGUUUGAGGAAUGUCCAAUUUAUCCAUUUUUAAGUUGAUUGUAAAAUUGAUAUUAUGUAUUUGAUUAUUGUUUGUCGAGAUUGAAUAGUAAAAGAUUUUUUCUGUAA